AAACCCAUUCCCUCUUUCGCCUCCUGCCUAGAAUUAAGUCCGGUCACCCACUCUAUCUCUCUCUCUCUCUCCUUUUAGGGAUCUGUAUUCUCCGUUUGAUGUUCUUUACUUCUUUGGAACCUUAGCUUUGCUCCUCCGGCGAGGUCUCCGGUUUCCGAUGACCUCUCUUCCGGUAAGGUUCUUCGGCUGUGCCCCAAAAUGUUAGACGCAUUCGGCGGUCCCCUUUUCCGAUCCAAUACCUGGUUCCACAGGAGGAAAAAGACGCUCAUUCGUUGAUUUGGAUCUCUUAAAUUCAAUCCAUAUCUGUGUAUCAUAUUUUAGAAGCUUUUUUUGUUGUUGUUGUACAGCGCCAAUUAUUAGAUUCGUUUCCAUUUUUGUAAAUUUUGUACAGUUAGGAUUGUAGAUUCGAAGAGAUUUGGUGAAAUUUCGAUUGAAAUUUGAUAGGUUUUAAUUUUUUUGGGUGAAAAUUGUGGUUGAUUCAUCUGGAAACUGGCUGAAAUGAAUUUGAGAGUCGCCGAGGAUGAAUCGGCGAAAAAAGAGAUUCAUAUCCCGGCCGAAAUCGACUGGGAAAUGCUUGAUAAAUCCAAGUUCUUUUUCCUCGGAGCGGCGCUCUUUUCCGGCGUAUCGGCGACUCUCUACCCUGUCGUGGUUUUGAAAACCAGGCAACAAGUAUCUCAGUCUCAGCUCUCGUGUAUCAAGACGGCGUUUUCCAUCGUCAGGCAUGAAGGAUUUCGGGCAUUGUAUAGAGGCUUCGGGACUUCUUUGAUGGGCACAGUACCUGCCCGGGCGCUGUACAUGGCGGCGCUUGAGAUCACCAAGAGUAAUGUGGGCGCUGCCACCGUUAGGUUAGGGUUUUCGGAGUCGUCCGCUGCCGCGAUUGCCAAUGCGGUUGCAGGGUUGAGUGCGGCGAUGGCGGCUCAGCUUGUGUGGACUCCAAUUGAUGUUGUGAGUCAGAGACUGAUGGUGCAAGGCGGUGUGAAUCCGAAUCCGAAUGCCAAGUUUCCUAAAGCGUCUUCUUGUAAAUAUGUUAAUGGGUAUGAUGCUUUCAGGAAAAUUCUUCGGAGUGAUGGGCCGAGGGGGUUGUAUAGAGGGUUUGGGAUUUCGAUUUUGACAUAUGCACCAUCCAAUGCGGUUUGGUGGGCAUCAUACUCUGUGGCUCAGAGGAUGGUUUGGAGGGGAGUUGGGUAUUAUUCUUGUAAGAGCAAUGAGGAUGGGGUUAACACGUAUAGGCCUGAUUCGAAGACAAUAAUGGCAGUUCAGGGAGCCAGUGCAGCCAUGGCGGGUGGCGUGUCAGCUUUGAUCACAAUGCCACUCGACACGGUCAAGACGAGGCUGCAAGUUCUGGAUGGGGAUGACAACGGGCGGCGGGGACCAGGCAUUGGGCAGACUGUUCGGAAUUUGGUUAAAGAAGGCGGGUGGAUGGCUUGUUACAGAGGAUUGGGGCCAAGGUGGGCCUCAAUGUCGAUUUCUGCAACCACCAUGAUCACCACCUAUGAGUUUCUGAAACGGCUCUCCACUAAGAAUCAAGAGGUUUUGACAUGAUGAUCCAACUAGAGAGACUCAGAUGCCUUCUUCAUCUUUGUCUAAUCCUGCUUAUUUUAAAUGUUGUCAUUGUUGUUUUCUCUUCUUGCAAGCAAGAAGUUGUCUUUUUUAUGUUUAUGUGAACCUGCACAGGUUGUUGAUAAUCAGUUGUAAUACAAUGCAGGUUUUUAUGUUAUCCCCUAAUUGCUGUUAAACCAAUGGGGAUCUUAUACAAGUUCUUCUGGUUUACCAUAUCA
Messenger RNA from Rosa chinensis, 1778 nucleotides. RefSeq names its product solute carrier family 25 member 44. Bases 499 to 1542 code for a protein of 347 amino acids. The transcript has a single exon. The record is from RefSeq and is a predicted model, not a curated record. NCBI's taxonomy places the organism in Eukaryota, Viridiplantae, Streptophyta, Magnoliopsida, Rosales, Rosaceae. Gene Ontology annotation, biological process: transmembrane transport.